AUGGGCGCGGCAACUUGGGUCUCGUUGCUGCUGCUCCUGCAACCCUCCACCUCGAGAGCGGCAGGGGCAGGCUACGCGCCCUACGCCGACAACUCGCUGCUCUACGACUGGGGCGUGUAUGGUGCCUAUCCCCAGGUGCACUACGAGUCGCUCGGGGCGUCGUCGCCCUGGCCCAACGUCCUCCGUUCAGACCCCAAAUGCGAUGACGGCUUGCUCUUCAUGGCGCCCCGCGGCCGGUCAGUGCAGACGCCGGGGCCCAUGAUCCUCGACCAGCAGGGAAACCUCGUGUGGAUGAACACGGAAUGGGGGCAGGCCAUGGACGUCAAGGUGCAAUCGUACCAAGGGGAAGACUACAUUACCUUUUGGCAUGGGACCGACAACGGCACCUUCGGCAUGGGCUACUACUUGAUGCUCGAUUCCUCCUAUGAGGUGUUCAAGAAAAUUGUGCCGGUCGGUGACUUCACUGGCGACCUCCACGAGUUCCGCAUCACAGACCACGGCACGGCUCUCAUGACCAUCUACGAGAAGAGACGUGGGGAUCUUUCCGCCUACGACAUUGCUGACGGCUGGCUCAUUGACAGCCUCUUCCAAGAGGUCGACAUCGCCACGGGUGAGCUGCUCUUCCAGUGGCGAGCUUCAGAUCACUUCGCCGUCGCCGCGAGCCGCGCCCCCAUCGGCAAGUUCGGCCGCAAGGAGCCCACGGCAUUUGACUUUUUCCACAUCAACAGCAUCGACCAGGACGCCAUGGGCAAUUACCUAGUGUCGUCACGCUACAUGUGUGCCGUUGUCUGUAUCGAUGCUAGGAACGGUCAGGUGCUAUGGCAGCUUGGUGGAGCAGCCAACAAUUUCACGGAUCUCUCGGAUGGCGCGGCCACCUCCUUCUCGUGGCAGCACCACGCCUCUUGGGUUGACGAAAGUACCAUUUCCGUCUUCGAUAACGGUGCUUACGAUAGACUCCGCACGAGUAAGCAUAGCAGCGGUCUCGUAAUCGCCCUCGACAUCGCCACUCAGACGGCCGAGUUGAAGCAGAGUUACGUGUCACCCCAGAAGUUCUCUGUUGGUUCGCAGGGUUCCGUUCAGACACUGCGAAAGUCUGGCAAUGUCCUCGUCGGCUGGGGUCACACGCCUGCCUUCACCGAGUUCUCGUCUGCAGGAAAAGCGCUAUGCGACGUACACAUCGGCGCCGUGCACCUAGCGCGACUCGGCUGGUGCAAGAACUAUCGGACCUUCAAGUACCCCUGGGUUGGCAAGCCGAAGACGCGGCCGACUGUUGUCGUGAAGCCCAAGGAGGGGGCAUUAUAUGUCAGCUGGAACGGUGCCACACAGGUCGAUCAAUGGCGCCUCCAGAGCAGCACAGAACCAGGCGGAAAGCGCUUCGCUGAUCACGAGGUGAUUACGAAGGAGAGCUUCGAGACGAAAUUCGAGAUUCCCAAGGAAGCCGCGGAGUAUGUGCGCGUCGCUGCCAUGGAUCUGGAUGGUACAAUUUUCGCAACGUCGAUGCCCAUAUCGAGAUAUUUCGCGACGGAGAUUCCUCUGAUGAAGGCUCCGUCACGGGGAUCGUCAAUCUCCAUAUCAUUUGUCGUCGAAUUUUCCAUCCUCGCCCUCCUCGCCAUUGUGGGCACCUGGUACUUCAGAUCUGUCGUACGGCAGCGUCUAACGCAUGGCGUCGACUGGGUACAGAGACACCGCCGAGCCAUGGCGUAUGGAGAGGAGACCAAGUAUGAGGCCCUACCUUUACAGGACCAGCGGUGA
Messenger RNA from Verticillium alfalfae VaMs.102, 1752 nucleotides. RefSeq lists its product as hypothetical. Lineage: Eukaryota; Fungi; Ascomycota; Sordariomycetes; Glomerellales; Plectosphaerellaceae. The transcript is spliced from 2 exons. The coding region runs from base 1 to 1752 and encodes 583 amino acids. The record is from RefSeq and is a predicted model, not a curated record.